AUGGGCCACUGCCGGUGCACAGAGCUGCAGACAGAGAGGGGCAUUCUCAGAUUUCCAGAUUUCUCCCAGCCGAGUCCGCUGUGCCGCUUCCACAUCACAGCCGACAGCAAAACCGAGACGACGACGACGACAUGCGCCCAGCGUGCCUCAAUCCCGCAUUCAUUUCAGCGAGCCAGUGUUGCCCCAAACCCAACUAGACCCAGACACGGGUCAGACUUGGUGCUGUGUCGUCAGCAGUGUGUGCUGGAGCUGAUUGUUUCUUGUCUUGAUUUUACAUUUAUGAGUACUUAUUACAAUAGGCAAAAUAGAACUCAUCAUUCUCCUUCUUCUUUUUCACACAGGCACGAGAAGCCCACAGAUCCUGAUGAUCCUCUAGCCGACCAGAACAUAAAGGACCGUUACUAUGGCAUCAAUGACCCAGUGGCUGACAAGCUGCUGAAACGGGCCUCAACUAUGCCCCGACUGGACCCACCAGACGACAAGUCCAUCAGCACCCUCUACAUAGGGGGUCUGGGAGAUACUGUCACAGAUGGAGAUCUCAAGAGUCACUUUUACCAGUUUGGUGAGAUUCGCACCAUUACCAUAGUCCAGAGGCAGCAGUGUGCCUUCAUCCAGUUUGCCACGCGGCAGUCAGCUGAAAUGGCCGCUGAGAAGUCCUUCAACAAACUCAUCAUUAAUGGACGGAGACUCACUGUCAAGUGGGGAAGGUCUCAGGCAGCAAGAGGGAAGGAGGGCAUCAAAGAAGGUGUCAGUGAGAUGGGCACCAGACUCGAUCCUGUACCUGGACUGCCUGGAGCUCUUCCUCCACCACCAGCUUUAGAUGAAGAGGCUCCUGCAAACUACUUUAACCUGGACCCUAGCUCCUCUCCUGCGGUCAUGAACAUUGCUCUGCCCCCACCUCCGGGCAUCAACCCGCCUCCUCCAGGUUUUGGGCCUCCAAUGUUUCACCACAUGGGUCCCAUGGCUCCACCUAUGCCUCCUCCAAUGAGUAUGAGACCCCCUGGUCAAAUCCACUACCCCUCCCAGGAUCCUCAGCGCAUGGGUGCCCAUGCCGCACAUGGCUCACGUCAUGGUGAUUAGCUGCUAGAGUGAAGUCAUACUGUGAUUCGGUGUAAUUCUUUUCCAUACAUCAAACCUGGUCAGGUGCUUUCACUUAAGAUUCAGUGUGGCUGAAACCUGCAGACGACUCCUGCGAGAAACGCACUGCAUAGAAAGUUCCUUCUUACAGAAUAACAUCUGAUUUAUUAUACCACCUGCAGUGCAGUGAAUGAACUGAACGAGGACCAUCUGUGUCUGGAGAGACGACAACCCGGAUCUUACAAAAUGAAUUUGUCACUACUCGCAGUUAAAAAGUACCAGAACAGCAUCUGAACAGUGGAAGUUAAGAUAGUGAAAGACUUGAUACGUGAUGUCGGGGCCAUAUGGUUUUUACAGAAUCCUGUGGUUGGAACCUUUGUACAUAUAAAAUGUAUACUGUAGGUUAAACUUGUAUUUGUCACAUGGAGUAAAAUUCUGAGGAACAUCUUUAAACCUGUUAAUUUUUCAGUUACUCUUUUUUUUUUUUUUAACUUGACACAAUCUUUAUUCCACAGCAUAAUGGCAUUUUACGUAUGUUUUAUUGUAAGGCUUUCUUUAAAUGUUGUUUUCACUUGUCAUUAAAAUGACACAAUUUCGUCA
Molecule: messenger RNA, 1677 nt
Organism: Morone saxatilis (striped sea-bass)
Lineage: Eukaryota; Metazoa; Chordata; Actinopteri; Moronidae
Product: pre-mRNA-splicing factor RBM22-like
Exons: 6
Coding region: 1-1080 (359 amino acids)
Cellular component (GO): Prp19 complex; U2-type catalytic step 1 spliceosome; U2-type catalytic step 2 spliceosome
Molecular function (GO): U6 snRNA binding; pre-mRNA binding
Source: RefSeq, a predicted model, not a curated record